CCAACAAAACCCUGCACAUUUAUGGGUUCCAGCCAUCUAUUUAAAAAUGCUCCGUGGGGUUGUUUAGUGGGUUCAUUACUGUAGAAAAAGUCCUCCCUGCUUACUUACAGCAACCUAGGAAGCAGAGCAGAGGCAGUUAUGUCUGAGCUUGUGGGAAAUCCUACUGACUAUAUAUGGACAUCCUGUCUUUCAAUCCAAAAACCCAAGUUUCACUUUCCAGUAAAGGGAAGAAAGUAACCGUCACUGGCAGAGCUAACCAAUGAGCAGACAUCUACUCGAGUUUCCGACCAAUGAAAGUGAAAUUCACCCAGAGGGUACAUAACUGAGGACUACUGCCUCUAGACAGCAGACAUGUGGUACAGCAGAGUGCAGAACUUGACAGAGAAAUCAGCAGCUAUGAAGCUAAUGCGACCAGAUAUUAAAGUGCUUUAUUUUGCCAGUGGUUGUUUGGAGCCUUAUGUUGAGAUUAUCACAGUGAAGGACUCCAAGCGUCGCCUCAGUCUGUGCAGCUCAGUGGAGUCUGAACCAGAGGAGCAGGAGUACCAGGAAGUUGAUGAUGUUCUCCCUGUCCUGAGCAGCCAGAGCCAGCUGUUAGAUGAUCACCACCUACAGAGACUGGCUGGUCACAUGCCACCAAGGACCCAGGGCUAUCCGUGGCAUCUGGUCUACAGCACAGCCAUCCAUGGGAGCAGCCUGAAGACACUCUACAGGAAUAUGUCUGGUCUGGACAGUCCUGUGCUGCUGGUCAUCAAAGACAUGCACAAAAAGGUGUUUGGAGCUUUUUCAUCUGAUCCAUUCAGAGUCAGUAAAUACUGCUACGGCACUGGAGAGACCUUCCUCUUCAGCUUCAACCCCGACCUCCAGCUAUACAGGUGGAGUGGGGACAACUCCUACUUUGUGAGCGGCAACCUACAGUCUCUGCAGAUUGGUGGAGGAGGAGAUGGCUUUGGCCUGUGGCUGGAUGCUGAUCUGUAUCAUGGUGCAAGCUUUUCCUGCCCUACCUUUCACAACGCACCUCUUUCUACACAUGAAGAUUUUAUCGUGCACGACGUUGAAGUCUGGACUGUGCAGAAUUGACUGAGAACGCCUGAAAAGGGCAAAUAUAAAACAAAGCUUUCCUGAACGGAUCUACAAGCUUUCAAGACUUCAUGGAAGAAAUGUGGUUCAGCCACUGCUUUUCCCUGAGACAGCAGUCACCAUCAUCUGUACAGCGGGGUCAGAUUAGCCCACGCUCAGUAUGAAGUCUACUGGACUGGCUCUCAGACCAGGUCUUUCUACUUGGUUUAACUUAAUCUGUAAAGGACGAGUAGAAACUUGAAAUCCAGGUUCCUGCUGAGUUGAAAUACCACCUGUUCAUCAGCAGCUCUUUGCUAAGCACAGAGAGUAACCGGCUUAUCAAGCUUUAAACUGUCUAUGGCUUUGAUUAUGGAUUAUGGGUCAAAGUUCACCCAAAAAUGUGUUAUUGAAAAGUCUGCAGUUGUUGUAAGUCCACUCAGGAUUAGAAUAGUUUUUAUGUAGCUUUUAUUAGGGAUUAAUUUAAUGGUUAAUAGUAAGGGGGGUUGUUAGAAUAAAUGGUAAAGACACUGUAACAUGAAAGGUGCCAAGUGGUUUUAAUGCUCACUCCAUGAGAAAACUACAGCAGAAGGUGAAGAAAAAAUAAUCGCACUACAAACAAAUUUCUGUCUCAUCUGUGAUGUUUGCUGUUUUUUUUUUUUUUUUUACUUUGGAAUACUGUAUGAAAAAAUUCUAGGUAUUUUACAAUUUUUGCAUAUUUUUAUAUCAUUCUAGUUUUUCAAAUAUGUUUUUAAAGCAAGAAACAA
Molecule: messenger RNA, 1820 nt
Organism: Melanotaenia boesemani (Boeseman's rainbowfish)
Lineage: Eukaryota; Metazoa; Chordata; Actinopteri; Atheriniformes; Melanotaeniidae
Product: TLD domain-containing protein 2-like
Exons: 6
Coding region: 352-1077 (241 amino acids)
Biological process (GO): regulation of transcription by RNA polymerase II; response to oxidative stress
Cellular component (GO): nucleus
Source: RefSeq, a predicted model, not a curated record